AGUAUUGUAAAGAUGUUAAGGAUUUUAUGCUUUUUAUGCUGAAACGGAACGUACUGACAUCUAAAAUUCUUAAAUCCAUCUUGUGUCAAUGUCAAUUAAUUGUGAUGUGAAGUGAAUAUUCUAUUCUAUGAAGAUUCUUAGUGGGAUAGUUUGAAUAAAACAAUAUAAUUUUAACCGUACGGGCAUCAUAGCUAUAACCAAAGCACAAAAAUGCUAAAGGGUGUUAGUUUGGUCACCGGUGGGGCUUCGGGUCUAGGGAAAGCUACAGUGGAACGAUUUGUGAAAAAUGGCGGCAAGGUCGUUAUUCUUGAUGUACAAGGUACAAGAGCGCAGCAAGUUGCCCAAGAACUUGGUGAAAAUGUAGUUGUGGCUAAAGGCUGUGUAACAUCAGAAACAGAUGUAAAGAACGCAUUAGAUAUUGUAAAAGAUAAGUUUGGGCGCCUCGACAACCUCGUCAACUGCGCUGGACAGUCGUCCACUCACCAAAUAUAUAACUUCUACAAAGAUAAGGCCUGUGAGAUGGACGACUUUAUCAAAUGUAUCAAUGUAAACACAAUAGGCACAUUCAACACAAUACGUUUAGCAGCUGGUUUAAUAGGGAAGAAUAAACCUGAUGAUAAUGGACAGAGAGGGGUUAUAGUCAAUACGGCAUCCACAAUUGCCUAUGAAGGGGAUAUCGGACAGGCUGGGUACGCCGCAUCUUCGGCAGCUAUAGUUGGCAUGACCCUGCCCAUAGCUAGAGAUCUGGCUUCACAAGGAAUCAGAGUUGUUACUAUAGCUCCGGGUCUCUUCGACACUCCUCUUCUGUCUUAUCUACCAGAGAAGAUGAUCGAGUUCCUAAAACGUAUGACGCCAUUCCCCUCUCGGUUGGGCAAACCUGAGGAGUUUGCGCAGUUAGUUACCAGCAUAGUGGAGAAUCCCAUGCUCAAUGGAGAAGUCAUACGAUUAGAUGGUGCACAAAGAUGGUUCCCACUGUAGAUUAGUUAGGAAGUAAGACUGUUAAUAAAUGUGUAGAUAAUU
This is a messenger RNA of Spodoptera exigua (beet armyworm), 1020 nucleotides long. NCBI's taxonomy places the organism in Eukaryota, Metazoa, Arthropoda, Insecta, Lepidoptera, Noctuidae. The record is from the annotation of a GenBank genome assembly.